Molecule: messenger RNA, 384 nt
Organism: Cylicostephanus goldi
Lineage: Eukaryota; Metazoa; Nematoda; Chromadorea; Rhabditida; Strongylidae
Source: the annotation of a GenBank genome assembly
AUGUCUGACGACGGAGCCCCACCAGAGCCCGUACUAGAAGUUCCACCUCCAGCCGAGAUCAAAAUUCUAGAGACAGCGGAGGAUAUUCAGCAUCGCCGUCAAGAAGUACUUGGCCAUUACGCUCAGUUCAAGGAGCAUGCCAAAAGUAAGAGGGAUCGCCUAGAAGAGGCGCGACAGUAUCAGUACUUCAAACGGGAUGCUGACGAACUUGAGAUUUGGAUUCUCGAAAAAUUGCAGACAGCUCAAGAGGAGUCCUUCAAAGAUCCUACAAACCUUCAGGUUAGAAUUAUACAUUUUUUGGUACAGUGGCCGCGCGUCGAUAUAGAGUUUCCGGGGCGAUCGCGGAGGGAUCGGGGGGAGUACGAGGUCAAUGCCGUUUACUGA